AUGCUAAAAGAACUAAGUGACAUCGUUGAAAAAGAUGCCGCCACGUUCGCUGAGAGUGUCCGAAAAGAUCUCAUCUAGAAGCGAUUUAAAGAAAUAACCGAACAACAGCGGGAAACACUUUCCGAAGCUGCAAAAUCAAUCCGAGAUUCUAUCACAACCGAUUUCACAAACAUGAUCAACAAUGCCGUCCCAGACAACGCCGUGGAGGACCAGCGAAAGUUCCAACUUCGUCUAGAGAUAUCCACGCUACUGGUAAAAUUGGAGGAGACUCUCCAAAAGGAGUUGAAGAAUCCAGAGGCUGAGCUCCAUACCGCCGCAAACUACUUUGUUAGAGAGGGUCUCAUUCCUGAGGAUGGUAGCGCUGACGAUGUCGGCGAUGAUGAAAGCGUGGUCUCAAACACGGAUAAAGAAGCCUCCGAAGUUCUCAGCUUUGAAAGCGAGGAUGACUCCGACGAUUCUGGCGGAUCUGACGAAUCUGACGAAUCUGACGAAUCUAACGAAUCUGACGACAAACCCGAUUCUCAAGAGAACUUAGAUGAAGCGUAUCAGGAGCGUGAGCUCUGUGGGGUGACGCAAGAGCCAAUUGGCGCUAGCGAAUCCGACGAGGUUGAUGCUAUGGAUAUUGACUCCUUGAUAGAAAAUCAAGCUCAGAUUGCUGAGCAAGCGAAGGCAAAAGACACGGAGAUGAGCGAACAACCACUCUUUGUUAGCCCUUACCGAAAGCCUGAAUCUGAACCUGAGCAGCUCUAG
Molecule: messenger RNA, 750 nt
Organism: Hymenoscyphus albidus
Lineage: Eukaryota; Fungi; Ascomycota; Leotiomycetes; Helotiales; Helotiaceae
Source: the annotation of a GenBank genome assembly